AUGUCAGAGACUAUCUCCCAGGAUGACUUAAAAUCUCAGUUGGCAGAGUACGAAGAACAACUGCAAGAAAUAGAUGCACUGAUUGAAGGAGAUCCCACUAAUGAGGAGUACCUCGCGCUCAAGCAAUCAACCUUGGAGUUAGUAUUAGAACUGCGCGACGUUCUUAAACCCGCGACUUUCUUGAACGUGCAUGAAACACAGACACUUCCAGCCGGCUUGAAUCCUUCGCAAUCGGAGGGUUCUACUAUUGAGCAGCCAGUUUCGCUGGCGCAGGUCGCCAUCGACUCCGGGCUGUAUGUGGGUCUCAUUUGCGACACCGUGUGGCCAAGGGAUGGGCAGUGGUACCCUGCCAUCAUAGAAAGCAUUUCAGAUGUGGGUGUACGUGUUAAAUUUGCUAGGUAUGGCGAUGUUCUUACCGUAGAUCCUAAAUAUGUUCGUCCAAGUGAAAAAAUAGUAGAGUACAUCGAAAGGCGAAACCCGUGCUCGACCGGUGGUCAAGACGUCUCAGGAAUUCAACCGAUGACCAAGCGGACGUUGCCGAGUCACUUACAUAUUUUGGAAACAGAUGACCAGCACACCCGCGAGGUCAAAAGAAAGAAAAUUAAACUGUGGAAGCAAGAAAGAAGAAAAGAAGAACGAGAUUUGCUAGACCACAAAUCAAAAAUGACGUGGCAGCUCUUCAACAAGAAAAUGACCAGUAAAAAGAAGCUGGGUAUGAAGAAGGAAUCUAUAUUCAAGAGUUCGGAAGGUGGCAGAAUCGGAGUCACUGGGUCAGGAAAAGUUAUGACACAAGCCUCGCAGUACGAACACAUUAAAAAACAGAGCUCCGGAUAUUUACCGUCUGUAGCUGCUACAAAUACUUUGACAGCUUGCGAGCCGUUGACACAAAAACAAAGCCGUCACACAGAAAAUAUUGCGUCAGAUGACCAUGUUCGCCAUACACAAGCGAAGUGAUAGUGUGUUCGGAGGUUGGCGUCAAAUGCGCGGUUUUUGCACUAGUAGCGAUGACCCCUCCUACACAGAGGCUAUAAGAAGAAUCCGCUGAGGAGAGGGGUAUACAGAGCACAAGACGCGCGCGUACAUGAGAUGUCGUCAGCGAGACGAAUUGUGUAUGCUAUUGGCGAUCAAAAUGGAGCACAGGACUGGAGCAGCAUUUGUGCAUUCACGCGUCUGUGAUUCUCUGUCGCCUGCGGAUGAUGCUGGCUCGUAGUUCUCAAGAAGGAGAGUUAUAUCAA
Schistocerca gregaria is the source of this 1235-nucleotide messenger RNA. Its product is annotated as survival of motor neuron-related-splicing factor 30-like. The record is from RefSeq and is a predicted model, not a curated record. The coding region runs from base 1 to 954 and encodes 317 amino acids. NCBI's taxonomy places the organism in Eukaryota, Metazoa, Arthropoda, Insecta, Orthoptera, Acrididae. The transcript has a single exon.